Molecule: messenger RNA, 990 nt
Organism: Saprolegnia diclina VS20
Lineage: Eukaryota; Oomycota; Saprolegniomycetes; Saprolegniales; Saprolegniaceae
Exons: 1
Coding region: 93-899 (268 amino acids)
Molecular function (GO): phosphatidylinositol binding
Source: RefSeq, a predicted model, not a curated record
GAAGCAGAGCGCAGUCCCCGCUUCUAUCGAUCUUUGGUUCUCGACAGCGCUCGACUCAUUUUCUAACUCGCCACUCCCCCACUACUACUACCAUGGGCUGCACGCAAUCCUCCACGAUCGACGAGAACGUCCAGAUCGCGACCGUCAAGAGCGUCUCGGUGGCGCCGCCGUCGACCUCGGCGCCUGUCGAUGCCGCCAGCGACGAUGUUGUCGUGACGACGACGACGACGUCGUACGUCAUCUCGUCGACGUCGGUCGACGGCAACGGCGUUGUCUUGUACCACAUUGAGACCGACGGUGUUGUCGCCAAGAAGCGCUUCAACGACUUCAAGGUCUUCCACAGCGAGCUCACGACCGUGAUCGAGACUGUACCGGCGCUCCCCGACUCGGGCCUCGCCACGGUCUUUAAGCGGCGUGACGAAAAGCUUAUCAAGGAGCGUUCGGCGCGCUUCCAGGAAAUUCUGGACGCUGCCGCGGCCCACGCCGCCGACCGCCUCGAGCAGUUUGUCGUUGCCGCCGUUACGGACGACGUCGCCACCAAGGACAUUACGAUCGUCGAAGAAAUCAACGUCGUUGCUGUCGACGAAGCGCCGGUGCAGGAACCCGUCGUCGACGCCGAAGUCGCCGAGGUUGCCGAAGUGGCGGUCGUCGAGGCCGAGGCCGAGGUCGAGGUCGCCGCUGUUGCCGACGAGGUCGCUGCCGUUGAGGUCGAAGCGGUUGUCGCUGUCGAGGAAGAAGUCGCUGCCGCCGUCGAGGACGUCGUCGUUUCUGAAGACGUUGCUGCCGUGGAGGCCGCUGUCGAGGCGCCGGUCGCCGAGGUCGUGGUCGAAGACGUGCCGGCGGUGGAGGAGGCCAAGGUCGUCGCGGACGACGCGGCCCCCAAGCCGGUCGCUGCGUAAGCGGUUGUGUCUUUAUAUUUCUUCUUGUACACUACUGACAUGCCAACGCGCGUGUUGAUAACAACGGCAAUCGCAUCAAUUUGACUGUGUU